Messenger RNA from Brienomyrus brachyistius, 3316 nucleotides. RefSeq names its product regulator of G protein signaling 17 (gene rgs17). Lineage: Eukaryota; Metazoa; Chordata; Actinopteri; Osteoglossiformes; Mormyridae. The transcript has 6 exons. The record is from RefSeq and is a predicted model, not a curated record. Bases 531 to 1133 code for a protein of 200 amino acids.
GUGCUGAAGUUGGGCGGAUUGGAGGAAAGACACCUCCGAUGGAAACCGCGGCGGCGGCGGCGUGCAUGCGGACUGUGCGGAACAGCCAUCGGGCAGCAUCUCGGCGCGGCAGCAGACUGUCAUCUUACAUUUAAAAAAGGAUGUGAUUGUCUUGCCCUCUGGAGCAUCUCGGUGAUGAAUGGUCUUGAGUUCUGCUGAGGAUCAGGUGGUGAAAGGUGGUGUCCAGACCCAAACGCAGACCAGCACCGCCUCCGUCGUCUACCACAGCUCCACCCCGAGACAACCCUGGAAGACACAACCUGAAGGAGACCCUCUGGUCCAGCCUGACCCUCUUAUCUUCCCACCUGGCCUCCUUCCCCGCCUGGUCAGGGAUGGUGAAGGGCGUGCCGACUGGAGGCUGCCCUGCUCUCCCCUGCUUGUUUCUCCUCCCAUCCUCCUCCACAUGAUGCUCUUGUCACCAUGAUCGCCCUACCUAACCAGUCUAAGGACACCUGCUAAUUCGUCCGGCCCAACGUCCUGACGGUGCUGAAAUGCGAAAGCGGCAACAGCCACACGUGGAAGGAGCAGCCGAGCCGCCCGGGGUCCCCAGGUCCAACACGUGCUGCCUGUGCUGGUGCGGCUGCUGCAAGUGCCCCUGGAAUGAAGACCGGGUGGAGUGUGCAGAGCGACAGACGUGCACGAAGAUGGACAGCAUUGAGGCUGCAGAAGACCGGAGGGCCACGCUGGACGAGGUGCUGUCCUGGUCCCGCAGUUUCGAGAGGAUGAUGCGUUCGGCGGAGGGCCGGAAUGUUUUCCGAGAGUUUCUGCGCUCGGAAUACAGCGAGGAGAACCUCCUGUUCUGGCUGGCCUGCGAGGAGCUGAAGAGCGAGAUGGACCCCAAUGCCAUAGAUGAGAAGGCCCACAUCAUCUAUGAGGACUAUGUCUCCAUACUCUCGCCAAAGGAGGUCAGCCUGGACUCCCGGGUACGGGAAGGCAUUAACCAGAGCCUGGCAGAGCCCAACAGCCACAUGUACGCGGAGGCCCAGCUGCAGAUCUACACGCUGAUGCAUCGCGACUCGUUCCCCCGAUUCCUCAACUCGGCCACUUACAGGGACCUUGUGACCAGUAUGAGGAGCAGCUGCCUGGACACUUAAACCUGCGCGAGAAAGGAAAAGAAUAAUAGGAAACAGAAGCGAAAGAAGCGUAGUGCCGUGACAGAGAAGGUAUGGACACCGUGGGUCUGAUCCAGAGAGAAUCACGAAGCCAUGGAAGCGACGCCGCUCUUUCCCACGUCGCCUCCGGCAGCUGCGAAGCAGCGAGUGUCAGGAUGGCAGAUAUUGUACUGUAUUCUCAAAUCCCUCUCCUUACCCCCCCCCCCUCCCUCUCUCUCUCUCUCUCCUCACAUGUUUGAACUCAGCUUCAAAAAAAAAUGUUGCUUUGAUGAGCUUGAGCUCGGUGAGUGAGAAGCUGACUGACUCUUGGUCUUUGGCCCCAUGUAUGUUUAUUUGUGUUUGGGUUUAACCCUGACAGGCUUCUGAUGUAAGUGAAGGGAAUGGAAGAUUUUCUUGUCAUUUUCUUAUGGGCAGGGAGCGUUUUUGUGGCCCUGCUUUGUUCCGCUACCAAGCGAUUCUUUCAAUUUCUGAAACUGGGAAAAAUAAGGGCUAAGUGUGUGGCAGCUAGGUGUGUCGAAAAGAGAAAACACCGGAGUAACACGUGAGCGUGUCAGCGAGCCUCGCGCGGCCUAUGUGGCGAAAACAGGCUGAGCCCCCCUUCCCCACCCUGACUCUUCUCAAUCGGCGUUUUACUGGGAGAAAACCACACAGCCGUACUGGGGACAGGAUCCAUGUUUGUUCUUUUGUGCGAUAAGGUGCCACUUUUUGUUUUAAUGGAAUGAGUAGGAACUGUUUCGAUGCUUCAUUGCAUUGGGAAUUUGAUAGUUUGCUUUUUGGGUAUAUUAUCUGCACCAUUUUGAAUUCUUUCUCGGUGGUAUAAGAGGACAACAUACGUGGGGUUACCAGCGAUAUGGGAACCACUGGACAGGAGUUACUGGCUAUACUACGAUUUUUCUAAGAACAGCCCCGGGUGAAUUUCUGUGACAGGGUCUCCCCCCAAGCCACCCCCUCUGUGUUUUCGAAGCAUGUAUUUUUGGGGAGUGGGGGCUCUGGGUUUAACCAGUCAUGUACGUUCUUGGGGGUGAAUUCUUGUAGCUUUUCAGAAAUGUUUGAAAAUGAACUAAUUUCAGUUUUCCCUAUGGGGGGGGGUCAACUUUUUAAAUACCCUUGUUCCUUGACAGAGUAGUUGUACAUGCCAUAUGACCUUACAAAGUUUGUGUUGGGUCUUUGGCCUCUACCUGUCCUGUGCAUGAGCAAAAUUGUUAGUGUGCAUUUAUCAGUAAUCAUUGGACUGGAGUGGUUGAAUGACAGUGGAUCCAGCCAAUAACAGUAGUGUAAUUUGCAUAUAUGAUUUUCUGGUAAACACAGUGGAUAGUGCGCGCUUCUGCUGAAGGCCACACGAGGGCACUGUGCUCAACCCUUCAGUUCUAGAGGAGUCAACAAGAAUCCAUGGGUCAUUUAAGUGCAAUUGAAUAGUAUUCAAGACAUCUUAAGUUUGUUUUUUUUUGAACAUUCAGGUUUACAAGGUUACUUGUUCUAUCCAAUCAUAUGUAGCUAGGAGUCCAGUUUUUGGCAUUACGGACACUUGUAAAUGUUCCCAUUUUGUACAGCAAAAUGUUUGCGGCUUGAUGUCGGGCCCGAAGCCUGAGAUCAUCAUCAUGGUCUGAUAAGCUCCAUCUAGUUGACCUUUUGGUGUUAAAAUAAACACACACACGGUUAUAAGUGCAGAUGCAUGGGCCAGCUCCUGUAGUUCUGUCCUCACAUGUUUAAACUUCUGUUUACAAGUAUUUUGGUUAGACAUGGCGUGGAAAUCACGCACAGACUCUGAGUCCCCUGUGUCUCGCUCGUGGAAGCAGCAGAGGGUUUACAUGGAGAAAUGUAGGGUUAUCGCAGUGCACUUACUAUCUAUCCAGCACUUAAAAUAACAGAUUUAUCCUUUUUUUUAACUGGAGGGGUGACAUGCCUUUCACUUUUGUUUAACUAUCUAAUAAAAAAAAAGCAACAAAACUUACAGAUUUGAAGUAAUCAUCGUCUCUGUUGUAAUGAAAAUACUGGCCUUAUCUACAUAGCUUGUCUCUGAGAGUUUCGUUAGGGUAUACCACUACCUCUCAUGUCGUUUUCAGUGAUUUCACAUCUAGUUAUUGAUGUAAACAUUUCUAUUUAGACCUACUUGAAGCCUAACACUGUAAAAAGAAAAAGAGAAAUUUGUGCACGGGGGGGGGGGG